AUGGCAAACACUGCGGAUGCAGGUGCGAGAGCCGAAAGUACAAUGACAUGGCAGACUCCUCCCCUCCCUGCGCUGCAGAAUCCACCACCUGCCACUGGUAGCUUUCCCGUUACCCUCUACGUCACCAGUGUUCCUUUCACAACCGUCACAAUUCAGUACCCUCUCAGUUUGGGCGUGUUGUUUGGCAAAGGCCAGACAUUAAAGCCCGGUGAGAUGAAAACAGAUAGUGCCUUGACUCUGUCAUACACAGAUGCUCCCCCACAGCUUCUGUUCCAGUCUGGUACUAUUGUAGCUGGUCCAACUCCCAGUGUGAUAGCGUCUUCUGCUCCAGCAAUAAAGACGUCGGCAAAACCUGAUCUUCCUCAAGGAACCGCUACAAAGACAACUUCAGAGGCAGCCGCUUCACCUAGCGCCUCUAAAGGCAGUUCGCAAUCUACCAACAGUGGUACCGGGCUUUCCACAGGCGCCAUCGCUGGUAUCGCAAUAGGCUGCCUUGCCGCCGGUGCUCUCAUCGCGGGUCUAGUUUUCUGGUUCUGUUGGCGCAGAAAGAGGGCGUCAAAAGCUAAAUAUUCGCAAGCGGAUACGUACGCAUCAGCUUCGCAUGAGAAAGGUUUUUCGACAAAUACGAUACCAUUGACCGGGCAACGACAUGUAGCAACUCCUCUUGGAGGUGGACUUCCCCAGCCGCUAGAGGAUAAAGCCAUCUCUGGUGAUGUUUCAAAGAUCAGCAACGCUAUUAAGAAUCAUGUCCAAAGUUAUUAUCAUACCAGCCAGGUCAAUCCUGGUCUCAUUGAUUAUGAUGACCUUCAGGCACUUGGAUCCAAUCUACCUAUCUCGGUGGGAACGCUCACUACAUUGCUGGGAAAUACUGCCACUAGGGAGAUUGCUUUGAGAUUCAUUAUCGCUUGGGUGAUUGUUUCAAAGAUUCAGCCUUCGAAAGACCCUUCAAAGACCCUUCUGCCGUCUGAAGUCGCCGAUUGUUACCACGCAAUUUCAACCGGAGAUCGCAGCUUUCAAGGUCAAGCGUCGUUGACGGCACGCUGGAGGGUAAUGACUGCGGAGUUGAUGCAGUCCAGCUACGUUCGCAAUCCCUUCAGUCCUUCCGACAGUCGACAUGCAAGUAUACAAGCAACUCUUGCGACAUUAGAUAAUGUACUGCAGCCAUACGCCGACACUCGUAUGAACAACGGAGAGCGCAAGCGAAAUCUCGAAGAACUUCUCAAACGAGCUGCACUUUUUGCCUUCACGCUGUUCUCUCAGCCCAGCGCAUGGGAAUUUGAGUGGCAGGAGGAACAAGGUGUUACUUCAGGGGAUUUGUGCAUUUUCCCCUCUCUUAUGCAAGUGGCAGGCGAGACCGGCCAAGCAGUCAACCCACCACGACCGUUCAGCGAGGCUGUAAUCAGACGGUUGGAUGCCUGA
Messenger RNA from Alternaria arborescens, 1419 nucleotides. RefSeq lists its product as hypothetical. NCBI's taxonomy places the organism in Eukaryota, Fungi, Ascomycota, Dothideomycetes, Pleosporales, Pleosporaceae. The transcript has 2 exons. The record is from RefSeq and is a predicted model, not a curated record. The coding region runs from base 1 to 1419 and encodes 472 amino acids.